GAGCACCUUCUCUCUUUCUUUGCUUCUCUCUCCCUUCGUUCUUGUUUCUGGAUAACUUCCGUAUCGGUAGCCAGCACCCUGAUAUAAGUAAUGUUCUCCGGCUCCCCAUCCAUCAUCUUUCAGAUCUUCAGUUUUCCGAUUUUCCAGAGCAGCCAACCCUUAGAAAUAGAACCAGAAGAACCGACAACAGAGAAACAAUGUCUCGCGUGCUAGAGAUCACUGUCUUAUCAGCAGAGGACCUGCGCAUUGAUAGAAAAUCAGUGAAGAAGAAUGCGUACGUGACCGUGAAAGUGGAUCCGUUCAACUAUCGUACAACGAGGAUGGAAGAACAAGGAGGGAGCUAUCCGUCGUGGAACGAGAAGCUGGAGAUGGACAUGUCUGUCAACGGCAACACGCAGUUCAUAGCAUUAGAGGUUAAUUGUAGGACGUCGUCGGGGGAGAGGAGAAUAGGAUCAGCGAGAAUGCCGGUGACGGAUUUCAUGGGAGGAUACGCCCCAGAAGGUCACUUGCAUUUGUUGAGUUACAGGUUGAGGGACGAGAGAAUGCAGAGGAAUGGAAUAAUCAAUGUGUCGGUGAGAGUGAGGGUGAGGGGUCAAAGGACGUCGUUUAGGGAUGUGAAAUCGGCGGAGAGAAAAACGUUGCCGGAUUACGCGUGCUCCUCGCAGGCUGUCGGGUAUGGUGUGCCGGCUAUGGAGAGGAGUUAUGGUGGAGCGGUUACGGGAAUCCCUGUUUGGUGUGCGUAUCAAUCCAAAUUUUGAUCUUCAAUUAUUUUAUUUAUUAAUUUUUUGUAUUGAUUACUCAACAGAAAGAAAAUUGAUUGUGUACAGAAGAGUAUAUAAUCACCCAAUUAUUAGCUGAAAAUCGUGAAAUUGGUUUGGUUGAUAAUAAGAUUUAUUUAAUCC
Molecule: messenger RNA, 902 nt
Organism: Carica papaya (papaya)
Lineage: Eukaryota; Viridiplantae; Streptophyta; Magnoliopsida; Brassicales; Caricaceae
Gene: BAP2
Product: BON association protein 2
Biological process (GO): defense response
Source: RefSeq, a predicted model, not a curated record